Messenger RNA from Mauremys reevesii (Reeves's turtle), 996 nucleotides. Its product is annotated as claudin-15-like. The record is from RefSeq and is a predicted model, not a curated record. Bases 250 to 927 code for a protein of 225 amino acids. Gene Ontology annotation, cellular component: bicellular tight junction; plasma membrane. Gene Ontology annotation, molecular function: structural molecule activity. The transcript is spliced from 7 exons. Gene Ontology annotation, biological process: bicellular tight junction assembly; cell adhesion. NCBI's taxonomy places the organism in Eukaryota, Metazoa, Chordata, Testudines, Geoemydidae.
GCACAUGCCCGGCCGCAGCUGGGACAGGGCUGGGCCUGGCCGGUAGCUACCGGUCCCGUAGAGACUGCACGGUCGCUCAUCAGACGCCAUGUUGAGAAGGACUAAACAAGCCCAAUUUUUUCAAUCUUCCAUCACCAAGGGCACAUGCAAGCCCCGGGAAAAAUAUUUCCAUCAGUAACAAUCAAAAUGUACAGCUCAGACAUGGUUUCUGAUAUCUGAAUUUUGGGGGGCUACUUUGAAAACCAAGAAAUGGGAUCAUCCUCUUUACAAAUCUCUGCAUUGCUUCUGGCUUUGGCGGGGCUCAUCAUUUUACUUGUUACAACUGUGUCCAACAAAUGGAAAAUUUCCAGCACUGCAACAUCAAUUAUUACUGCAAACUGGAUUUACGAAGGCCUCUGGAUGAACUGUGCAGCUACUGCCAUGGGUUCGGUUCAGUGCAAGAAAUUUUUCUCCUUGCUGAGUUUAGACACUUACAUACAAGCAUGUCGUGCCCUGAUGAUCAUUUCCAUCGUCUUGGGUCUCUUGGCUACUGUGCUGUCAUUGUUUGGUUUAAAGUGCACACAAGUUGGGAUGAGUAAUGAAAACACAAAAGUAAAGAUUUCUGUAACGGGGGGAGCGAUCUUCAUUUUAGCAGGACUCUCUUCCGUGGUGGCUGUUUCUUGGUAUGCUGCAAGGAUUACUGCUCAGUUUUUUGACCCACUGUAUGGUGGAACGAAGUAUGAACUAGGAGAUGCACUGUACUUAGGCUGGGCUGGAUCGAUUCUGUCUAUGCUUGGUGGGAUCUUCUUGACUUGUUCAUGCAAAGGGGGAAAAAGAGGAAAGCACAGCGACCGCAAGUAUGACUACUCCGCUGGCCAGGCAGCUCAUCAGCCACGCAUUUACACCAAAAAUUCUGAUACAGUCAUAACAUCCAAAGAUUAUGUGUAAACUCUUCUUUUAUUUUUUUAAUUGUUUGUACGUUAACAUCUUGUCAAUCCAAAUAAAAAGAUAAACUAA